CAGGAAACGACACAUGUACGUUGUUGACUGCGAGCCGCAAAUACGUUUUGAACAGGAUCGCCGCCUGGCGUGUUAAUUCUUCUCCCGCGGCUAUAGCAUAAGCUCAAACGUCUAGUUCAGCGCACGAUUUCUUGCUGAAAAGAGAAGCCAGAAGAAGGAAACCUCUCUCUCCUAAGCUGUAAUACGGGCCGGCCCCUGUACGCAAGUGAAUUCCCAGCCAUCUUGUCAUGGAGCAUCCUCCUCAAAAGUCCAGCGUUUCACCGUCGGCAUUCCUCGAGAAAGAGAUACCCAAGACCUACGACCAGGUUAGGAUUCACGACCGGGAGUCCAUGGGCGAGCUUCUGAAAAGCUGGCAGGCAUCGUUGUUCACCAACCCGAAAGAAGACGGCAAAUGCGACGAGCAGUAUCUGGAAAUCGGUUGCGGCCCGGGUAACUUCACGCGUAACUACCUGCUCCCGCUAUGCCCGCCAUCGAUGAGGAGACUGGUGGCGGUGGACAACUCGCACUCCAUGAUCGACUACGCUAAGCGAGAGCAUGGCAACCCGAAGAUUGAGUACCGCACGCUGGACAUUGCGGCCGACGACGAAGUGUCUCAAUUCAUCGAAACCGAAGGGCAGUUCGAUCGCAUCUAUUCCAUCCAGACCUUUCACUGGAUACACGACAAAUGUGCCGCGCUGAGGAACGUCGAGCGCCUCAUGGCUACAGGCGGCGAGUGCUUGAUCGUGUUUAAUCCUCACCCUGGGCCGCUACAGCUUUCGAAAGCAAUGAUGAAUUCGGAGCGAUGGAAGAAAUACACCGACGUGCUGAAAGAAGUUAUGCCCGACUUUCCCGACACUCACGACCCAACGUACUUAAGGAACUACCUUAUCAACAUCGUGAAAUCAACCUCUCUUGUGCCGCUGUCGUGCGAGCUGGUGCGUGUGGAGUCCACCAGUGCAAGCAUCGACGACCUCUGGCGUUUAAACUUGCCUAUAAACCCCGUCUACAAGCUCCUGACCGAAGAAGGCAAAGCCGAGUUGGAACACUUCGCCAAGGAACUGAUGAAGCAGGGGCGUUACUCGAACUAUUCAAGCACGGGUACAACUCGGAAGCUGCGUUUCGUAUUUCACGGAUAUAAGCCGUAGAGUUUUGAGCAACCAGUUACAGGGUCCCGUUCAAAACUGUACCCUUCAUCUACUUGAAGAGAUUCAAUAACAAAGAAAAGCACCUAGAAAGUGUUUUGGUGUUGGGAUUGUUACAUGAGGCAGCUCGAUUUGCUUCGUUCAAUGUAAUUUGUGCUUGCUGCUGCUGCGUUUCCAUUGUGUUUCGAAAAGAAUAAAC
Dermacentor albipictus is the source of this 1320-nucleotide messenger RNA. RefSeq lists its product as uncharacterized. The record is from RefSeq and is a predicted model, not a curated record. NCBI's taxonomy places the organism in Eukaryota, Metazoa, Arthropoda, Arachnida, Ixodida, Ixodidae. Gene Ontology annotation, molecular function: S-adenosylmethionine-dependent methyltransferase activity.